CUAGCAAAGGAUUAUGGGUAUACAAAAUGGCGACCCCUGUGGUGUCCUGUAGAACGCAGCAUCCAGUUACUUUCGAUCUUUUCCCCACUCAGUGAUCAACCGUGGAGGUGUUCAUCAUGAAGUUGUCUUCUAUCGUGAGGCGGGUGCUCACCUCCAGCGGUCCCCUCGGUGGCGUCGCGAGCAAAUACGGCUUCGGCGUCAGUGUUCCGGCUCGAGCAGGACUCCGGGUGAUGAGGUAUAGCCAGGAGGCGCUUGACAACCUGGCCGCACCGGGCAAGUUGGCUUGCUACCGCUUGGCCCACAGGGCGCUCGUCCAGAUCGAGGGAGCCGAGGCUAGUUCCUUCCUUCAGGGACUGCUUACUAACGACGUGCAUCAGCUCGAGGACGCCAGCGGCGGGGCCGUGUACGCACAUAUGCUCAACGUCCAGGGGAGAACGCUCUAUGACGUCAUUUUGUACAGUCAAAAGGAAGCUGCGAGAGGAAGUGCCAUCCUUCUGGAAUGUGACAGCGCAGUGACAGACUCGCUCUUGAGUCACCUGAAAGUCUACAAGAUCCGCAGAAAGAUCAACAUCAACCCAUGUCCUGACCUUUUUGCUUGGGCCGUGCUACCCCUGCAACAAAGUUACAGCCAACGUUUCAGUAAGCCCGAGCUGUCCUCACCAGAAAAGGCAGUUGUGUGGGAGAAGGACCCGCGGACACAGGACAUGGGCUGGAGGUUGGUUCUGGAAAGUCAGUCUGACCCCUUAGAUGUGAUUGCAUCAUGUCAGAAAGGUGACACAGAGGAGUACCACAGGCAUCGCUAUUCAAUAGGACUUCCAGAGGGAGUGAAAGACCUUCCUCCAGGAGUGGCGCUGCCACUCGAGUCCAACUUAGUCUACAUGCAAGGCAUCAGUUUCAGCAAGGGCUGCUAUAUCGGCCAGGAGCUGACAGCCAGGACUCAUCACACCGGCGUGAUUCGCAAGCGCCUCAUGCCAGUGCGUGCCUCGGCGCCCGUCCAAAGCCUGGAGGAGGGAACGUCGCUACACACAAAGUCAGGCAAGCCGGCCGGGAAGCACCGCGCAGGGCUGGGAAAUCUGGGCCUGAGCCUGAUCCGCCUGGCUCACGCCAAGGAGGUGCUGAUGGUCAAAUGUGUCGACAACACCCAAGUGACGCUCGAGGCCUCCGUGCCCAACUGGUGGCCUGAAAACGAGAAAAGUGACUCGGGAGCUUCUACGUGACUUACAUGAGUGCUCCUGACAUGUUUCAAAUGGAGGCCUCGAGUGCUGUUUCAAUGUCACAACUUGACUGUGUUUAUUUUUAAAGGGCAAACAAUGAGAUUGACACAUGCACUUCACAGCGACAAACCAAUCAUGUCAUAAAAUGUCUUGAGCUUUAACUAAACAUGACAUAUGAUGCCGUAUGCAAUAAAUAUUAGAUUAAUGUAAUAA
This is a messenger RNA of Hippocampus zosterae (dwarf seahorse), 1427 nucleotides long. RefSeq names its product iron-sulfur cluster assembly factor IBA57 (gene iba57). The transcript is spliced from 3 exons. The record is from RefSeq and is a predicted model, not a curated record. Gene Ontology annotation, molecular function: protein binding. Lineage: Eukaryota; Metazoa; Chordata; Actinopteri; Syngnathiformes; Syngnathidae. Gene Ontology annotation, cellular component: mitochondrial matrix. Bases 117 to 1217 code for a protein of 366 amino acids.